AUGAUACGAUAUACUCGUCCGUUGAAGGGGAACGACAAAGAAUUCGACAGACCUAUUCGCUUAACUGGCCCCACAUUUGUAUUAUGGGCAAUGGGACCUCUAAACCCAAGCCUCAAGCGUCCUAUCUUUGACCGGGAGCAGACAUCGCUUCCAAGCAGCAAUGUGGCUGUUGAGUUUGGUCGGAUUGUGACUAAUGCUUGUGAAAGACGAUUGAAGGUUUCAGAGAACACGGUGGGUAGUAGUAUUCCAGGCUUCAAACGUCCAACAAUAUCAGGUGUAACGGAUAUUACAGCGCGUAUCGGUCCCUCUGGAGGGGCUCGUGGGGUUGAGGGGAUCACAGGUGGGCCGAGCCGGGGGUUUGCAUGGUAUAUAUCUCCCACAGGAACGUCUGGAAUGGAUGUUUUAAUCCCAGCCAUUGGAGUUGAACGUGGAAGGACGUACACAUUCACAGUCCAAGGAGGGACAGACGAUGGCUCUGGAAAUGUAUUCCAUCCCCUUUAUAUCACGACGGAUUCGGUGGGUGGGUUUCAGACGAAAUCACCGCAAGAACGAAGGAAGGAAACUGUAUAUGCUGGAAUUCAGGAAGUGAAAACGGAAGCUGAUGGUGCGAUAAUCGAAUUCAAUGCACCGGCUGCUGGGGCUUUGUGUCGUAUCACCUCAACUGUGAGCGACACCGCUACAGUUAGGUUUUGGGCAGACUAUCACGAUACUCUAGACACUUCAUGCACAGAAGAUGAUGCCGUGACCUCUAACUCUGGAAAGCUAAGAUGGACAGUACCUGCUGACGCACCCGACCUACUUUACUAUCAAAGCGUCACAUUGCCAUUCAUCGGCUACAAGAUCGGUGUUUUUGACGAAGGUGAAGUAGAUAAGGGAGUACUUGAGGAAAUCAAUGGCGGCGGCCCGUUGGAAAUCCGCGAAGAGGUCGUGGAGGAGAGUCCUAGCGAAGGCGAAAAUGAGGAGGAAGCAGUUCCAACCAUGGAAGGUAAUGUUGAUGAUGGGCCCUUGGAUGCACUCCCAAACCCUAGUCCGCAGAGUAAUGCUGAUGAUGAGCCGGCGGCUACAUCCGAAAGCGAUGCUACUCCUACAUCUGAGGGCGAAGGGCCAGAUGCAGAAGGCGAUGUGGACGGAACAGUAUCGGAAGAAGAUAAUGACUGCCAAGUGAAUUUUAAGGGUACAGUUCGUUCUUACACUUUGUGUAAAAAGGACCCGGAAAGAAAAGGCAUGGACGUGUAUUGGAAUUUGCGAGAGGAGGAUAGUGAGUUGGAGACGUUAUUCCGGGCGCGUAAGGUGGAAGGUGGUGGAUAUGUGGCCUUUGGAUGGGGCGAAGUGAAGAUGUUGAACAGCCACGUUGUGAUCGCAAACACCAAUACCGAAAGUGGCAUUAUUGACUCAUACUUUCUUGCGGACAGCAACUCUGAAGGUGUCAAUGCGAACAGUAGCCUGCCGCUACUAUCGAAAGAUGUUGAUGUCAAGGGUGAUUUUGUUUCCGGUAUCUUUACGCGGAAACUUGAUAUUGAAGGAGUGUCUACACUCACCAGCGGGGCGACAUCCAUUAUUUGGGCAAUUGGGCCCGAACCUAGACCGCCCAUUAUUCUAGAGAAACACAAUUUGAUUGGAACAGACAUACUUGAAAUCUCAGGGAGCGCUGGAUCUCCUGACAGUGUCGGUGAUGGAACUACGACUGUUGCUGAUGGGAACAGCAACUGCUCUGUAUCGUUUAACGAUACAGACGAGGUCUUCGAAGGUUGUCGAAAAGGUCUAACUCACAAUGUAGAGGUAUAUUGGACCAUACGUGAAGAGGAUGGAGAAAUCGACACCUUGUUUCGAUCCCAAACUGAUGGCUACAUUGGUUUUGGCUGGGGAUCUUCGAAAAUGAUUGGGGCCAAUGCAGUGAUAGCUAUGCAAGACGAGAAAGGAGAUCUCAAAAUUGAAGACUACGGCAUGAAAGCGUACUCAACAGCUGGCGUUCAGCCAGAGAACAAUCAAGAGCUCAUUGACAAGCGAGUUGCUUUCGACGGAGAAUACUUAGCUGGGAUGUUCACUAGAAGGUUGGCAGUUGAAGGUCUCCCAGUCAUUACGAAGGGAGAAACAGAUGCAAUUUGGGCCGUUGGUGUGCGACCAAGUUCGAAAGCGCAGUUAAAAGAACAUAGCAAGAAGUCAAGAGGAAGAAUUGACCUUGCAGAGAGCUCAGGGGGCGUUUUGGGAGUCGACACCAGCACCUACUUUAUUGUGCAUGGUGUGCUCAUGACCAUGGCUUGGUUCGUAUUAACUCCAAGUGCGCUCGUGAUUAUGCGUUUCCUCAAGGCUCACAAUCCAAGCACUUUCAGGUGGCAUCGGGCCCUCAACCUCCUGUCUGUGAGUUUUGUAGUUGCUGCAUUCAUCAUGGGACUCGUGAGGGGAACCCGAAAGCACAGGGCUCACUUAAUCAUUGGGGGCAUUGUAUUCUCACUAGCAACACUUCAGGCGCUCAGUGGUCUUCUUCGUCCAGGCAAGGACAAGGACGGUCGGCAACUGUGGGCAGUUGUGCAUUUUCUCAGCGGAUAUGUGACGUUGGGUUUAGGGAUGGCGAACGUGUGGCUCGGACUGGGCGUAAUUGGCGCUGCUACUGGCUAUUACAUCGUAUGCGGGGUGUUGGUGGGCUUUUACGUCAUUGCACAACUAGUUUUUGGCUUGCAAGCAGAAAAGUACCCGGUGCGAGAGUGCGAAGCGGAGGAGGCGUUUCCGCCUGAUGUGGACCCAUUACUUGCGGGUGAAGCACCAGGCCCUGACUUGACAUAGAAGGAUAAACUUUUCCGUGUCUGUAUUUUAACA
This is a messenger RNA of Chondrus crispus (carragheen), 2814 nucleotides long. RefSeq lists its product as hypothetical. The transcript is spliced from 2 exons. NCBI's taxonomy places the organism in Eukaryota, Rhodophyta, Florideophyceae, Gigartinales, Gigartinaceae. The record is from RefSeq and is a predicted model, not a curated record. The coding region runs from base 1 to 2781 and encodes 926 amino acids.